This is a messenger RNA of Molossus molossus (Pallas's mastiff bat), 8191 nucleotides long. RefSeq names its product ATPase plasma membrane Ca2+ transporting 4 (gene ATP2B4). Bases 775 to 4392 code for a protein of 1205 amino acids. The transcript is spliced from 21 exons. NCBI's taxonomy places the organism in Eukaryota, Metazoa, Chordata, Mammalia, Chiroptera, Molossidae. Gene Ontology annotation, molecular function: ATP hydrolysis activity; ATP binding; P-type calcium transporter activity. The record is from RefSeq and is a predicted model, not a curated record. Gene Ontology annotation, cellular component: membrane; intracellular membrane-bounded organelle. Gene Ontology annotation, biological process: regulation of cytosolic calcium ion concentration; calcium ion transmembrane transport.
CUCCAGAGCUUUUGGGUCUGGACUCCUUUUCUGACCUUGUCUCACCUCAUAGAAGUCAAGAUGAAAGGAUUGUGUAGCGGGUCCCACGAAGAGGGAGAACAUUAGAGCCGUCAGAGGUCAUAACCUUUUAUUUCCAAGUUUCUGAAGUUGUGGGAUUUGUGCUCUUGGUCUGGAAGAGAUCAGAUAUGACAACUGGGGUGUAUCUGAAAUUACUUCCCUACACUGGACUUUACAGGCUGCUGGGGCCUCUCAGGGAGGAAGGGGCCUCUCCUGUUUUAGUUCACUUAGCUUAGGACUCUGUUAUCAGUUCAGAGAUCCAGUUGUCAUUGGUAUCCAGGGAGCCCUCCUCCUUCGCCUGCUGCCGCUCUACCACCACAGUCUCUGGUUGUUGCUAAGAUUUCCUCCAUGGUAACAUGCACAUCCUGUUUACUCUUCCAUCUGGGCAAGGUGGUCUGAGCUAGGAACCUACCUACCCUGGACAACCACUUCCAUCACCACCUGGGGACACCAAUCAUCGUGACACGUGGUCUGGCUUCCACUCAGUUCCCCCAUCCACUUCCUCUUCUUGCUGCCAAGCUUCUAAGGAAAAAGGCUCUGAGCUAGAGUCUCUGAAGCUUAUUGCACGAAAUAUAGUCAAUCAAUUUCCUAACUGGCCUCCCACAGAAGCAAGAAAUAGGAAGUAGGAAGAGAAGCAAGAGACCCUGAUCAAUUGAAGGGAAAGUCCACAUUUUCUCUGACUGAGGGUGAUUGAGGGGCUUGGAAACAGCAGGCAAAAUGACAAACCCAACGGAACAUGCCUUGCCGGCAAACUGGAUGGUUGAGAGCCAUGAAGGAGAUUUUGGCUGCUCACUGAUGGACCUAAGGAAGCUCAUGGAGCUACGUUCAACUGAUGCAAUUAACAAGAUCAAUGUCCACUAUGGAGGUGUCAUGAAUCUCUGCAGUAGACUGAAAACCAACCCUGUGGAAGGUCUCUCUGGGAACCCAGCAGACCUGGAGAAACGUAAACAAGUAUUUGGACAGAACCUUAUCCCCUCCAAAAAGCCCAAGACCUUCUUAGAGUUAGUGUGGGAAGCCCUUCAAGAUGUGACGCUCAUCAUCCUGGAGAUCGCAGCCAUCAUCUCCCUGGUCCUGUCCUUCUACCGCCCCCACGGAGAGGAAAACGAGCAGUGUGGUCUGCCUAUAAGUAGCCCAGAAGAUGAAGGGGAGGCAGAAGCUGGCUGGAUUGAGGGGGCAGCCAUCCUCUUCUCGGUGAUCAUCGUGGUGCUAGUGACGGCCUUCAACGAUUGGAGCAAAGAGAAGCAGUUCCGCGGGCUGCAGAACCGCAUUGAAAAGGAACAGAAAUUCUCCGUUAUCCGAAAUGGUCACAUCAUCCAACUCCUCGUGGCUGAGAUCGUGGUGGGUGACAUCGCCCAAAUCAAAUACGGUGACCUGCUGCCUGCAGAUGGGAUCCUGAUCCAGGGAAAUGACCUCAAGAUUGACGAGAGCUCUCUGACUGGGGAGUCAGACCAUGUCAAGAAGUCCUUGGAAAAAGACCCCAUGUUGCUCUCAGGGACCCAUGUCAUGGAAGGUUCUGGUCGGAUGGUAGUGACUGCUGUGGGUGUCAACUCCCAGACUGGAAUCAUCUUUACUCUCUUGGGGGCCAGUGAGGGAGAAGAGGAGAAGAAGAAGAAAGGUAAAAAACAAGGAGUCCCUGAAAAUCGCAACAAAGCAAAGACCCAGGAUGGAGUGGCCCUGGAAAUCCAGCCACUCAACAGCCAGGAGGGGAUGGACAAUGAGGAAAAGGAGAAAAAGGUGGUCAAGGUGCCCAAGAAGGAGAAGUCAGUGCUGCAGGGCAAGCUGACGCGUCUGGCUGUUCAGAUCGGGAAAGCUGGUCUGAUCAUGUCUGCGAUCACCGUUCUCAUCCUGAUUCUGUACUUUGUGAUUGACAACUUCGUGAUAAAGCGCAGGCCGUGGCUAGCCGAGUGCACCCCCAUCUACAUCCAGUACUUUGUCAAGUUCUUCAUCAUCGGUAUCACUGUGCUGGUGGUGGCUGUGCCAGAGGGACUGCCACUGGCUGUCACCAUUUCACUGGCCUACUCUGUGAAGAAAAUGAUGAAAGACAAUAACCUGGUACGGCACCUAGAUGCUUGUGAGACAAUGGGCAAUGCCACCGCCAUUUGCUCUGACAAGACAGGCACGUUGACCAUGAACCGCAUGACUGUGGUACAAGCGUUUGUUGGAGACACCCAUUACCAUCAGAUCCCAAGCCCUGAUACCUUCGUGCCCAAGGUCCUGGACCUCAUUGUCAAUGGCAUUUCUAUCAACAGUGCCUAUACCUCCAAGAUCCUGCCUCCCGAGAAGGAGGGCGGCCUGCCGCGGCAGGUGGGCAACAAGACGGAGUGCGCGCUGCUGGGCUUCGUCAGCGACCUGAAGCAGGACUACCACGCGGUGCGCAGCGAGGUGCCCGAGGAGAAGCUGUACAAGGUGUACACCUUCAACUCGGUGCGCAAGUCCAUGAGCACCGUCAUCCAGAACCCGGGCGGCGGCUUCCGCAUGUACAGCAAGGGCGCCUCGGAGAUCAUCUUGCGCAAGUGCAAUCGAAUCCUGGACAAGAAAGGAGAAGCCGUGCCCUUCAAGAAUAAGGACCGAGAUGAGAUGGUGCGCACCGUCAUUGAGCCCAUGGCCAGCGAGGGACUCCGGACUAUCUGCUUAGCUUAUCGAGAUUUCAAUGACGUCGAGCCCCCGUGGGACAAUGAGAGCGAAAUCCUCACUGAACUGACCUGCAUCGCCGUGGUGGGCAUCGAGGACCCUGUGCGCCCAGAGGUACCAGACGCCAUCGCCAAGUGCAAACGAGCUGGCAUUACUGUCCGAAUGGUGACAGGAGACAACAUCAACACAGCCCGGGCCAUUGCCACCAAGUGCGGCAUCUUGACGCCUGGGGAUGACUUCCUGUGCCUGGAAGGCAAAGAAUUCAACCGACUCAUCCGCAACGAGAAGGGCGAGGUAGAGCAGGAAAAGCUGGACAAGGUCUGGCCGAAGCUUCGAGUGCUGGCACGAUCUUCCCCCACUGACAAGCACACGCUGGUGAAAGGCAUCAUUGACAGCACUAUUGGGGACCAGCGGCAGGUGGUGGCUGUCACUGGCGAUGGCACAAACGAUGGGCCAGCUCUGAAGAAAGCAGAUGUUGGUUUUGCCAUGGGCAUCGCGGGCACAGACGUGGCCAAGGAGGCAUCCGACAUCAUCCUAACAGAUGACAACUUUACCAGCAUUGUGAAGGCGGUGAUGUGGGGACGAAACGUCUACGACAGUAUCUCCAAGUUCCUGCAGUUCCAGCUCACUGUCAACGUGGUGGCCGUGAUUGUGGCCUUCACCGGAGCCUGCAUCACUGAGGAUUCCCCACUGAAAGCUGUGCAGAUGCUGUGGGUUAAUCUAAUCAUGGACACAUUUGCCUCAUUGGCCCUGGCCACAGAGCCUCCCACAGACUCUUUGCUGAAGCGCCGCCCCUAUGGCCGAAAUAAGCCUCUGAUCUCACGGACUAUGAUGAAGAACAUCCUGGGCCAUGCCAUCUACCAGCUCACGGUCAUCUUUUUCCUUGUCUUUGCCGGUGAGAAAUUCUUUGACAUCGACAGUGGGAGGAACGCACCCCUACAUUCCCCACCCAGCCAGCACUACACCAUUGUCUUCAACACGUUCGUGCUGAUGCAGCUCUUCAAUGAAAUCAACUCACGCAAGAUCCAUGGGGAGAGGAACGUCUUCGCAGGCAUCUUCCGCAAUCUCAUCUUCUGCUCUGUGGUUCUGGGCACAUUCAUUGGCCAGAUUAUCAUCGUGGAAUUUGGGGGUAAACCUUUCAGCUGUACGAACCUCACCCUGUCCCAGUGGUUUUGGUGUCUCUUCAUUGGCACUGGAGAACUGCUGUGGGGCCAGGUCAUCUCCACGAUACCUACCAAAUCCCUGAAGUUCCUGAAGGAGGCUGGGCAUGGCACUACCAAGGAGGAGAUUACCAAGGAUGCGGAGGGGCUGGACGAGAUUGACCAUGCAGAGAUGGAGCUACGCCGCGGCCAGAUCCUCUGGUUCCGGGGCCUUAACCGUAUCCAGACUCAGAUCAAAGUGGUCAAAGCAUUCCAUAGUUCCCUCCAUGAAAGCAUCCAGAAACCCAAGAACCAAAACUCCAUCCACAACUUCAUGACCCACCCUGAAUUCGCCAUAGAUGAGGAGGUGCCACGAACACCACUCCUGGAUGAGCAAGAGGAGGAAAAUCUUGAAAAGGUUUCUAAGUCUGGGACUAGGGUGCUCUUGUUGGAUGGUGAAGUCACUCCACACACCAACCAAAACAAUACAGAGGAUUGCAGCCAGGUGCAAAUUGUUGCCUCCCCCUCGGACAGCCCUUUACACAGCCUGGAGACAUCAGUUUGAACUUCAUUCUCUGACGCUCGUUCCUGCUUUCCCUAUUUCCUGUUCAUCUCUCCCAUCUCUAGGUGUUGAUGGGACAUUGACUGUCAAGUCAGCUGCUCCCAAGUAUGUGUGAGCCCCGCCUGACCACAAAGAGGCAAGAGAACAGAUCUAUAAGGAUUUCAACUUAAACUUAAGUCGGGGUCUAUAGCAGGACCCAGUCAAACCCAGGCAGGUAGUAAAUAAUAGAAUCUACUCCUUGGGUAUAUCAGUUGUCAUUUUUAAAGAAAUGGUAUGAUCCUCUUGGCAUUCACCCCAACCCAGAUUUCCCCCCAGUAUUCAUACACAUCUUGCCAUCUCCUGACUUCUGGAUUUUACCCUAUGAGUCUGUGCCAUGUAUAACCUCAGUCGAGGCUUCAGAGACAAAUAUUCUCAAAUGAAAUGUAUGGGAAACAGGAAUGGAUUUGUAUGGAAUUAGCCUGUAGAGUGAUUGUUUUUAAAACUAUUUUCCCAUUUUGAAAGUUUAUACCUAAAGCCCUCUAGCUCUUUCUACCCUUCCAGGCAAAUUUCCUCAAGGUUUUAUGACUAUUGUCUUCCUUACCUUCACUUUUUUUUUUUAAGUUGUGAUGAUUAAGGAAGUAGAAAGGACCUGGAUGAAUUGAGUCAACUUUGACCAUUCUCCCUUCUGGCCCCAUUGGAACCAUUGGUUUAGCUCUAGAGGCAGACAGGUUUUCAUUGCUAACAGGGUUUUUUGAAGCAAUUGAGAGCUUCAAAAAUGUGUAAGAAUGUGUUCUUGCUGUUAUUAGUUACCUACUUCAAAGCUUGUCCGGUAUGUGUGGUUUCUAAGCGCUACCUUGACCAUGAAGCUUGCAUAUGUGUGGUGUGUAGUUUUUACUAUAACCCUGAGAUUUCUCUUAUGUCUAAAGUGGUGGCAAAUGAAUCUAUUGAGAAUGACCCUGCCUCCUAAGUGAACUUGGAUAUCGAGGACCAGAAGUUGAAAGGUCUAGGACAAGACAGACCGUCAAAGCCAGCUCUUGUGAAAUCUUUGGGGUGACCACUACUGCUUUCGAAGCCAUCUGCCAAGGCUCUUCCAGGGCAGGACCUGGUUGUUGGGGGAGUACGUGUUGAGAAGCCUUGGGAGAGGCUAAAGGGCCAUUCUAGCAGGAUCUGAGAAGCCAGAAGCCUUAAGUUUAGGUGGCCGGGCACCAGCUUUGAUAUUCCCUUCAGUUGUCUAAUAUUACCCUUUGCUGUGUCCCUUAACUUGUCCAUUCUCUGAAAAGGUCACAAGCUUUCUCAAAUUCUCUGAUUUUGAAAAUCCGUAUCCAAAAUGGAAGGCUCCAGUGACAUUUUGCUGACUUAAAGAAGCAAAGGACCCACCCUGGCAAGCUCUCCUCCACCCCUCCUCUCCUUCCCCUCACACGCCCCCGCAAGGCUCUCCAGAACGUGCUCACCUGCUGCACAGGAAGCCCUGUGCCUUCUUUCCCUGAACACUGCCCAAAGCCUCCCUCUUCACCUGCCUCUCAGGAGCUGGGGACUCCACUAGGAGAUUUUUAAAGUGUUCCUUAACGGGACGAGGUGGAGCACAUAUGCAGCAGCUCCAUUUUUAUCCCUGCUGAUGUCAACUUACACUCUUCUGUACAGGGAGUUCCCUCACAUCUGCCAGCUUCCUCCUCCCACUGCAUAAAGGAAGCCUGCCCCCCUCUUUGCAGAGCGAUGGGAGUAGGGAGAAGGGGCUUGAGGCUCUGAGAAACUGCCAGAUGUCCAUUUGUGAGAGUCAGGGCACCGGAACCUGUCUUCUCCAGCCUUUUCUUCUGGAUGCCGCCUCCCUCUCACUGGCUCCCGAGCUGUCCCAGGUAGGAAGGGUGAAGGACCAGGACUCCCCGCACAACCCCGCACUACAGAAUCUACCGGAUUGGACUUUGCUCUUGUAAAGGUGACAUGCGUCAGUGAUCUUUUCUCUCUGAAACACUCGUGGGGGAGGAAAAACAGCUCACACAAGGUGUUAGGUGUUCACAUGUAUAUUUAUUAAGUACAUUGGAAGAUUUAGUUCUGUCAAGUCUUUUAUUACCUCAGAUCAGUUUUAAAAACAAGCCAAUAACCAACUUUGGAGGCUAUUUUACCAUUCCUACUCCCAGAAGACUCUCGUGGUGCCCGACAGGUUACUCCUGAGAGCUUGUGUCUACUUUUAAAGUCAACGGUUUUGUGUAUUCUAGUUUCCACAGUAGGAGAGAAAAUAUAGAAAUAUUAUGCAAAAAAAUAUAUAGUUUUCUUUAGAUCAGAAACUGGUAUUUUUUGAGUCAGCCAUAUGUAUUUUGUUUAAAGGAUUUAAAAUAAAGUGCUGUCAUGUAACCCUGUGGGGGGAGCACAUAACCAGCUGUUUCACAUGACAGGUGACUUCGUAUAUUUGUGUUGGUUCUAAAACCAAUGCAGUGUAAUUCCUUUCUCCAAACAGCCAUCUUUAUACUUAGGGGGAAAUUUUGUUGGGUUCUAGACUUUUUUAAUAUAAAUUUUGUUGCUAUGGAAUUGAGUAAGUUUAAGUGUUUAUGUGCCUAUGUUUUUUAUAUAAGUUUUUUUCUAUUCAGUUUCAGUGAUCCAACUGGCAGUGAGUAAAUAUGGCAUAAGUUAAUAAAGCUUUUCCCCAAAAUGGUGCUUUGGGUUUGAAAAGGGGCUGAUGGGGAGAAGGGAAAAUAUUGUCCUAGAUGACUCUCUUGAUACAUCUAGAAAAAUGGGCAGUAGGCUGGAGGGGAGGAAAGCAUCCAGCAAGAAGGGAGAACCAGCAGCAAGUGGGCGAGGGCCCCAGGGAGAUGAGUCCAGGCUAGCGAUUAGGGUCAGGGGCCUUGGUUGGAUUCCGUUUCUUGAUGAGUAGCUGGCAGAGUGGUACCCAAGACAUAUGAACAAUGUCUUGGGCUGCAAGGAUACUCUGAUUUGGGGUUUGGUUGUGUUUUUUUUUUAACUCCUGUUGCCUGCAGAGUUUUCCAUUAGUGAGUUUUAUGCAAGGAUGUGAGUUAGGACUUCGGCCCUAGAAAGGUUGCGUGCAAUCUAUAAGAUGGGGAAUUGAGCUCUACGUGGAAAAAACGAAGGCUGGUUCUAGCUCUGGCUGGCAGUCUUGAGGCUAGGUCCUUCCCAUAGGUGCCCUCUGACCUCUGAAAUGACUCGCAUCCCUAAAAGUUGUAGAAAGACCACCUGAAAAUCCCUCUGGCACUUUGCGGAUUCUUUAGGUCUGGGUUUCUUAUUCCCCUUGGACUUCGCGGGGGAGGGCUUGCACUUAAAUCCGAGUGAUUACCUCACCGCCCAGAACCCAGAGGAGCGUGGCCAGCUCCCCUGUGCCCUGAAACCUCCAAAUGCGAAACUUCCUUUACUUUUCGGCUUCCUUGCCUAGGGAAGCAGCCCUUAGUACCAUCACAAAGGACACACCUCCUCACUUUGCAUAACAGGGGACCAUCCCACUGCCAUGUUGGGGGCGAGGCAUUUACAAAGGCCUGGGAUUCCUAAGCCGUUCCAGCCCUUCCCUCAGAGUCGACCAGACAGCCUUCCAUUAGCCUGGUGCCAGUCUUUUUUGUCUUCCCAGCCCUGCUGGAAGGCCUGCUGUCCCUUUCCUCUUGGUUAAGAGAGAUGGAGGGAGGUGAGUCCCCAAGACUGAACUGGCCAUCGGUUCAUGUUUUCGCCCCAUAUGUGAAUAUGCCAGAUACACGUGCCAACAGAUCUAACUACCUUGUUCUUUUCAAAUCAGCACGCAGAUAGGAAUUUUAAGUUUCUCCUUCUCCUUCCUCUUCUCCUUCCUCUUCUUCUUCCUCUUCUUCUUCCUCGUCCUCUUCCUCUUCUC